This is a messenger RNA of Megachile rotundata (alfalfa leafcutting bee), 2850 nucleotides long. RefSeq names its product Valyl-tRNA synthetase, mitochondrial (gene ValRS-m). Gene Ontology annotation, cellular component: cytosol. The record is from RefSeq and is a predicted model, not a curated record. Gene Ontology annotation, molecular function: ATP binding; valine-tRNA ligase activity; aminoacyl-tRNA deacylase activity. NCBI's taxonomy places the organism in Eukaryota, Metazoa, Arthropoda, Insecta, Hymenoptera, Megachilidae. Gene Ontology annotation, biological process: valyl-tRNA aminoacylation.
UGUUAUUGAUAUUAUAGGUUAUAAAUUGUAAAAUAUUUAUUCACAUAUAAAUAUAAAUCAAUACAAUUAAUGAUGCAUAUUGCUCGGUUGAAUUUGUUAUCUUGUAAUUCAUGUUAUAAAUUUUAUUAUUGUAAAUUAUCAACUCAAGUGUUAUCAGAUUUUCCAAAAACAUUUAAUCAUAAAGAUGCUGAGCAUAAAUGGUACCAAAUUUGGGAAAAGAAUAAUUACUUUAAUGCUAAAGACAGUCAGAAAGAAACACUGAGUAUGAUCUUGCCUCCUCCAAAUAUAACUGGAACAUUGCAUUUAGGACAUGCAUUAACUGUUAUAGUUCAGGAUGUAUUAGCUAGAUGGUAUAGAAUGAAGGGUCAUCCUGUUGUGUGGAUACCAGGUUUUGAUCAUGCUGGAAUUGCAACACAAAUAAUGGUAGAAAAAUAUCUUUCUAAAGUAGAAGGUGUUUCUAAAUCAGAAAUUGGGAAAGAACAAUUUCUUUCACUUGUAUGGCAAUGGAAAAAUGACAAGGAAAUUGCUAUAAAAUCACAGUUAAAAACUGUAGGUGCCAGUUUGGAUUGGUCAAGAGAAUAUUUUACAAUGAGUAAGGACCACAAUAAAGCUGUAGUAGAAGCAUUUGUAUUAUUAAAUGAUCGAAAUUUAUUAUAUAGGAAAAAAGAUAUGAUUAAUUGGUCUCCUACUUUACGCAGUGCUAUAUCUGAGAUUGAAGUAGAACGAUUAUACAUCAAAGAAAAAACAAAACUUGAAAUCCCAGGAUAUAAAAAGAAGAUAACAUUUGGUGAAAUAGCACAUAUAGCUUAUCCAUUAAAAGAUUCAAAAAAUGAAAUAGUAGUUGCAACAACUAGGCCAGAAACUGUUUUUGGUGAUGUAGCAAUUGCUGUUCAUCCAGAUGAUGAAAGAUAUACAGAAUAUAUUGGAAAACAAGUUUGGCAUACUUUAAGGGAAACUUAUAUACCUGUAAUUGCUGAUCCCUUAGUUGACAACAAAUUUGGCACAGGGGCUGUCAAAGUAACACCGGCACAUGAUCAGAUGGACUAUGCAAUUGCAACAAAUCAUAAAUUAGAUAUUAUUGAGGUAAUUGAUGAAGAUGGAAACAUAACGACUGCAGGCAAACAGUUUAAGGGUUUGCCAAGAUUUAUUGCACGAGAGAAAGUCUUAAAUGAACUCUCAAAUAAAGGUGUUCUAAGAAGUGUAAAAGAACAUGAAAUGUGCAUACCGAUAUGUUCACGAUCUCGUGACAUUGUAGAAUGUAUGUCGAAAGAACAAUGGUUUAUUAGUUGCAAAAAUAUGGCGCAUCGAGCAUUGCAAGCUGUAGAACAAGGGCAUUUAAACAUAGUUCCUGCUAUCCAUAAACAGAUAUGGUAUGAUUAUCUUAAUAAUAUUAGAGAUUGGUGCAUUUCACGACAAACAUGGUGGGGACAUCCUAUUCCUGCUUAUUAUAUUAUAGUAGGAGAUAAAAUUGAAUGGAUUGUUGCUAGAACUGAAAAUGACGCAUAUAUCAUUGCACAAAAAAAGUAUGGACCUGAUAUUCAAAUAUACAGAGAUCCAGAUGUAUUAGAUACAUGGUUUUCUUCGGCAAUUCUUCCUUUUUCUGUACUAGGAUGGCCAAAAGAGACAGAAGAUUUUAAAAAAUAUUUUCCCUUAACAUUAAUGGAAACAGGAUACGAUAUUCUUUUCUUCUGGGUUGCAAGGAUGGUUAUGCUAAGCUUGGAACUAACUAAUCAACUACCAUUCCCUGAAGUUUUACUACAUGGUAUUUUAUGCGACGCUUAUGGAAAGAAAAUGUCCAAAACAUUAGGAAACGUAGUUUCCCCUGAAAAUGUUAUUAAUGGCAUUAAUUUAAUUGGUCUUACUACACAAAUGAAAGAAAGUUACGAUAAGGGCAUUAUAAAUGAAACGACACUACGUCGAAUGUUGAAUGCAAACAAGAAAAUGUUUCCUUCUGGUAUACCAGAAUGCGGUGUAGAUGCGCUGCGCAUGACUCUCUGUAGUCACAAUAUCAAAAAUAAAAAUAUUAAUUUCGAUAUAUUGGAGUGUCAAACAAACAAAUUCUUUUCAAAUAAAAUCUGGCAAGCAAGCAAGUAUGUUUUAUUUAUGACAGCUGAAAAAAAAUAUCAAGAACCAAAAGACAUGACAAUUAUUGAUCGUUGGAUUCUAAGUCGAUUAUCUUUAAUGGUAACCACUGUUAAUGAGACACUCUUGCGACGAGAUUUUCAUAAAUCUGUUGCGGCACUUAAGCAGUUUCUAUAUUACGAAUUUUGCGAUUUUUAUUUGGAAGCAACUAAAUGGGGAUUUAAAAGUGAGGAUGCGAAUAUUGAUAUAAGUCACACAUAUGGUUUAAGAACAUGCUUGGAAGUAUUUUUACGUGCAUUUGCACCUAUAAUGCCAUACUUGUCUGAUGACUUGUAUAAUCGAUUAUCAAGUAAAUUUCCAGAAUUUCUAUUAGUCCCAUCAUUAAUGGAAGCACCAUAUCCAAUGCCAGAGCAAUAUAACAAAUGGAGAGACGUUACUUUGGAUGAAAAAAUAAAGGAAGUUUUACAAAUAAUUGCAGAAAUUAGAAGUUCCAUAGGUAAAAUUAAUAAAAUGAUAAAUCCAGAAGUUCAUAUUGUAACUAAUAAAUCUGAAGACGUUAGUUUUUAUAAUAAUACCAUAAACUUAAUUAAAGGUGGAAGCAAAAUUCUAAAUAUUUCGGUAUUCCCCGAAAAUAAUUAUAUAAAAGAUGAAAGUAGCAUAUGUUAUCCUUGCGAUUCUAAUUGUGCACUGUUUAUUACAUCACAAGAUCCUGCUAUUUUAAAACAAAUUGAACAAAAUAUAGUUAAGACUGUAAUACAUGUAAAAUAA